CGAGACCCGCCAUUCGCUCGGCUCACGCCUUGGCCAUCGCCGGAGUUGCUGCGGCCCGGGGAAGGAAGAGUAGGCCGGAGCUGGUGAGAACUCUUUUCCUGCCAAGAUGUCUAUUGGUGUGCCGAUUAAAGUCCUUCACGAAGCCGAGGGCCACAUCGUGACAUGUGAGACAAACACUGGCGAGGUGUAUCGUGGGAAGCUCAUUGAGGCGGAAGACAACAUGAACUGCCAGAUGUCCAACAUCACAGUCACAUACAGAGAUGGCCGAGUGGCACAGCUGGAGCAGGUGUACAUCCGUGGCAGCAAGAUCCGCUUUCUCAUUUUGCCUGACAUGCUGAAAAAUGUACCCAUGUUAAAGAGCAUGAAAAACAAAAACCAAGGCUCAGGAGCUGGCCGGGGGAAAGCUGCUAUUCUGAAAGCUCAAGUGGCUGCAAGAGGAAGAGGACGUGGAAUGGGGCGUGGAAACAUCUUCCAGAAGCGGAGAUAAAUUUAUCUGUUGAACAGAACUUUGCUGUUAUUUUUCCUUUUAGGUUAUCUAAGGUUCAGAGGGGAUGUGUGCUUAUGUAUAUGUUCUAGCUUUUCUUUUGACAUCUUUCUCUUUAGAUCAGGGGAAAUGUUAAACUAAAUAAAUAUGGUGGUGUUUUUAAAAAAAA
Canis lupus familiaris (dog) is the source of this 653-nucleotide messenger RNA. RefSeq names its product small nuclear ribonucleoprotein Sm D3-like. The transcript has a single exon. NCBI's taxonomy places the organism in Eukaryota, Metazoa, Chordata, Mammalia, Carnivora, Canidae. Gene Ontology annotation, cellular component: U5 snRNP; U12-type spliceosomal complex; SMN-Sm protein complex. Gene Ontology annotation, molecular function: RNA binding. The coding region runs from base 107 to 487 and encodes 126 amino acids. The record is from RefSeq and is a predicted model, not a curated record. Gene Ontology annotation, biological process: spliceosomal snRNP assembly; RNA processing.